Molecule: messenger RNA, 2070 nt
Organism: Plasmodium falciparum 3D7
Lineage: Eukaryota; Apicomplexa; Aconoidasida; Haemosporida; Plasmodiidae
Source: RefSeq, a predicted model, not a curated record
AUGUGGGUUCAAUAUAUUCCUCACAUUAUGCCAAUGGAAAAACCCAUGUUUCAUAUUCAGAAGCGGUUCGCAUAUUAUAGGUUUCAUAAACGCGUAGGUAAAGGGUCUUGGGUUGGAUAUAUAGAAAGAUAUAAAGUUCCCAGAAGUAUUGAAAAUACACAAAGAUUAAUUUAUAAUUAUGAAGGUAGUUAUUGUGAGAAGAAAUUAUCAUGCAGCUGGUUAUGGAUGUUACCCAAAAAGUUAGCUCUGUCAACUACCUCAGAUGAAGUUUUAAAUGUAUGGGUUUAUUAUCGACAUAAAAAAAAAAAAGCCUACCAUUAUUUAAAGGUUUUAAAAAGACUAGUAGAUGUUGGUUUCUGUUCUUCUAGUGACUGGAGAUUUAAAUUAAUUACUUCUAGAAUUCAAAAUAAAAUAAAUACAUUUUUGAAUUUGCCACGAAUAUGUUUUUAUUAUGGUAAAUUAAAAGCUACUGCUCAAUUAGAAAAUCUUACAAAAAUGUUAUAUAACAGAUUAAAUUCAUAUAUGCCUUACCAACUAAUAUUGUUAUUAAGAGCCUUCGCAUAUUGUAACCUACAAGAUAUAUAUCUUUUUAAUAAAAUUAGAGAUAUCCUUCAACCACAAAUAAAAUCACUUCCUUUUUAUUAUUUAAUAAACAUUGUUGAGUCCUAUUCGUCUUGUUUAAUACAUGAUUAUUUAUAUCUUAAUCAAAUCGUAGAAGAAAUUAUCUAUCGAAUUAAUAUGUGUAACCAAGAAUUUGUAAAAAAUUUGAGUGGACCUAUAUCUGAGAGGGUGAAUAAUGUAUACAGGGAUACAUUAUUAAAUUAUAAAAAUGUGAAUAAUUCAGAUAAGGAGAUAAAUAAUAAUGAAAUUGGCAGGAUUUCUAUGAAGAGUAGGAGUAUUAUGAGCAGCCAUAUUAACCUUUAUGAUAAAGAUGAAAACAUAAAUGAAGAUAAAGAUGAUGACAUAAAUGAAAAUAAAGAUGAUGACAUAAAUGAAAAUAAAGAUGAAAACAUAAAUGAAGAUAAAGAUGAGGAUUCAUUUUCUAACUUACCAUCUGAUGAUGAUUUAAUAAAAUAUAAACAAGAACAAUUUAAUUAUUAUCCAAAUAUAAAAAAUAUAAUAGAUGUAGGAUAUUAUUUGUCCAAUUUAAAAUUUCAGAAUUAUAUUUUUUAUGAUUAUAUAAGUAAAUAUAUAAUAUAUAUGUUAAAAGAACAGAAUUGUUUAAAUCCAUAUUUUAUAGAAAAAGUAAUAUUAUCAUUUCAUAAAAUAAAAAUUAAUGAUAUAGUUUUAUAUGAAUAUAUAUUAAAACAUAUUGAUUUAUAUUUUUAUGACUAUCCACCAAGUGUCUUAUGUAGUAUAUGUUCUUGUUUAUCAUGUGUAUUACCAUUAUAUUAUUCCUCAAUAUAUAGGAUAUUAAAAAAAAUAUUAGUAUAUAUUAAUAAAAAUAUAGAUAUAUUAGAUCUUUCAAGUUUAUCAAAUUUAUGUUAUUUCGUACAUAAAUUAAAUAUAAAUAAAAACUUACAAAAGGAUAUAUUUUGUAAUAUAAAUAAACAAUUAAAAAGAAAUGAUAAUAAAAAUAAUAAAAUAAUUUAUGAUAUAUCAACAAUUUUUGAAACGUUAUCAUUUCAUAAUUUUUUAGAUGAAACAUCCUUUCACAUUUUAUGUAAGCAUUUACAUCGUCAUUUGGAAAGUUUAGAACCUUAUGAAUUUAAUAAAAUUAUGAGAGCAUUAACAAAUGCUCAGAAACAUUUAAAAAUAAAAGAUGAAAGAAUUGUUAAUGCUAUAGCUAGACACGUCAUACAACAACAUGAACUAUUUCAUAUUAUAGAUUAUCAUCAGAUAGUUAAUUUGUUACUACAAUCUAAUCUAGUUAAAGAUAUAUACAAAAUAGAGUUAAUUAAAUAUCAUAACAAUCUUCCAUUUUAUUCUUUUGAUAAUUUAGAAAUUCAGGACGACAUAAACAAACAAGUAAAACCUAAAUCAAUAUAUAGAUACCAAAAGGGAACCAUCUAUUUUUCGAAUAAAAAAUAUGAGCAGCCAUAUCCCUUACAUAAGUCCCUUGAACAUUAA